AUGUAGUUAACGUUGUAUUUAGGUAUGGUAUAGAAUAGGUAGUGUAGUCUAGUCUAGUUUGAUUGUAGCGUUCAUUUCUCGCUUAUCGUGCGCUAUGGCCGUAGCAAAAUAUUAAACGAAGUAUUUAUUUCGAUAUAAAUUAUGACACACAAACAGACGUGUUUACUCCUUCUAGUGCUCAGAUAUGAUUCACCAAAAAUAAUCAAAAUGUAAAGCCCAUAUUACUUUAAGUGUGUCUGGUAAGGGUGAAUGGGAUUUUGAAUCUCAUAGUGUAUAUCUUUGCGGUUUAUGAGUUAAUCUCAAGUCGUUUGGUUAGUCGUAUAAACAAGAACUAUGCAACAAUGUGGGUUUUGCUCAAUGUUGUCUGGACUGUUACGGAGAGCUAUGUGCAUCGGCAGCAGACGAGGUAGCAGCGAGUCCUACUACAGGGAACUCGGCGAUCAAGACACAUUGAAAAUUGAAGACAAAUCGUCGGAUAUAUCAGAUGAAUCCGAAGAGAUAAUUCAAGAAAUCCCGCAAAGACUAAACUCAAAGGACUAUUCGGAAGAGCUUGAAAACAUGCCCAAAAAACAUGUUAAUACGGGGAGAUUUCUGACAAUGCACAAACGACGCAAGAAAAGACUUUUGACCAGGUCUUUAUGUCAUGAAGUAGCUUUGCUAGAUGAUUUACACCCCGGACAAGUUCAGCGCAUUCUCGAGCAGUCGGUGCUGUGGCAGUUCAACGCUUUUACGCUAGAAAACGUGUCGGGGGGUCGUUGUCUGCCAGUACUCUGUGUUCAUCUAUUCCACAUAUAUGGCCUGAUAUCAUAUUUCAAGCUCGACGCAGCGAAGGCGUGGAAGUUAUUCAGCUUAAUCGAAGAAGGCUACCACAGUACAAACCCUUACCACAAUUCGGUACACGCCGCUGAUGUCACGCAGGCCAUGCAUUGCUUUCUACAACAGAAACAAAUCCGAGAUUACCUGGAGCCACUGGAAGUGAUGGCGUCCCUGCUGGCAGCGAUCGCGCACGACAUGGACCACCCGGGAGUCAACCAGCCCUUUCUUAUAGCCACUUCCAAUCAUCUUGCCACCUUGUAUAAAAACACAUCCGUUUUGGAAAAUCACCACUGGAGGUCUGCCGUAAGUUGCCUGAACGAGAGCGGACUGCUGGACCAGACGUGCGACAUACGGGCCGCGCUGGAGCGGCAGAUCAGCUCGCUCAUCCUCGCCACGGACAUCACGCGCCAGCAAGAAUACCUCAGCCAGUUCAAGGGCUACCUCGACACGAACAGCCUGGACAUGUCUCUGAAGGAGCACCGGCACCUCGUGCUGCAGAUCGCGCUCAAGUGCGCGGACAUCUCCAACCCGUGCCGGCCGUGGCACAUCAGCCGCAAGUGGAGCCACAAGGUGUGCGAGGAGUUCUUCCGCCAGGGCGACUACGAACGCAAGCUCAACCUGCCCGUCACGGCGCUGUGCGACCGGCACACCACCUCUAUACCCAAGAUACAAACAGGUUUUUUCAAAUUCGUUGUGACUCCUCUUAUAACCGAAUGGCACCGCUUCUUGAAAAACGAUCUGUCGGAUGAGAUGUUGAAGAAUUUACUGUACAACCAAACCAAGUGGGACAUGCUGGUGGCGCAAGAGCUAGCGGAGGAGACCGGCACGGAGAUGUCGGACGCGGACGCCGCCGACGACGACCUCGACACCUGCUCGGGCACCAACCUGUCCGCUAGCUCCGAGCUGCUGCUGCCGCUGCGCCGCAGCUCGCUCAACCCCGCCAAGUCACAGGGACUGAAGGAACAACUCAGGCGGUUCUCUGUACCGUUGAAUGUAUUCCAAGACUCGAAAUUCAAAAGCAGAGACAAAAGUCGAACACCUUCACUGGCCGAAUCUCGAAUGCGCACCAACGGUAGUCCAUUGAGUAGUGAACAUUCUCUCCAUUCGCAACUUAGCGUUCGUGGACAUUGCGAGCACGGCAAGCAAGCUGAAAAGAUGCUGAGCACUGAGAAACUACUUCCGGACUCGUCGAUAGCUUCUAUCACCACUCCGGUACAAGCGACCCGUCUGAAUAUCGUUCUGAAAGACGGUGGCAGUUGCAAGCUGAUCCGGCAACAGACGUUCCCGCCGCUCGAGACCGUGGCGCACGCGCACGCGCUCGCCGCCCGGCCGCUCCACACGAGCAACGAGGACACCAUCUACCCGUCCCGGUACAUGAAGACUGACUUCAGCCAAAAGUUCGACACGAGUAGAAAGGAGAGCAGAUUUAGCAAUAUAUUCAAAAGAUAUGAUACUGAUAAGACUGAUAACGAUGACGCUUCUGAAAAUAAUAACUUAGACACUACGGAUUGUUCACGUAAUAUAGAGAAAGAGAAUCGGGACCCGUCACUCCGCAGCUCGAGCGGCACGCGCGGCAGCCAGUUGCGGGACAACCUGGCCGGCGUGCCGCUGGCGCGCGCCGCCGACCAGCUGGCGCGCCGCCGCAAGUCCAUGCCCACCGACAUCAUCACAUACACUCCGAAAGAGAAAAAGAUGCGCGAAGUGACCACGAUCCCAGAAUUUUUGAAGAAAACCCUAGCCGGCAAGGAUUGUUGGACGCGGCGGCGGGGGUCGGCGCCGGUGCCGGUGGCCUCGUCGGAGCUGCGCGGGCUGGCCGCGCUGGGCGCGCUGCGGCACAGCAUCAACGGCGGCCGCCGCAAGCCCGGCCCCGUCGGCACGUGCCAGCAGUGGCUCGCCAAGGCCACGCUCGACAGGAAGAUACCGAAUCUACCGCGGAGGAGUUCACUGCCCGUUGAGAUGUUUCGCCCUACUGAAGCUUUGUAACCAUCGGAAUCUAAAUGAAAAAAGUGUGAUUGGUUUAUGCUGAGAAUAUUGAUAUGUAAGACUUUACCUUUUUAAUGUUCGUCUCUUCAAAAAGACACUGUUUUCUGUAACUGCAUUAGGAUUGGUAUUAAAAGAAUAUACCACUUUACUUUGGAUUUGCAACCGUGCGAAUGAAAUGGUUAGAUAUACAAUUAUGGGAUCGAAUGGGUUUUUAUAUGCAUCGUAUACUUCUUAUAUUACGAUGUCUUUUAAUAUAGCCUCGUUGCGUAUGUUUUAAACAGUGUAUUGUUCGGUAUGACCAUAUGUUGCCAGUUUUUAGACGCAACAUCAACAUCACAAUGUUUUACAAUACUGUAGUUAUAUAUUUUACGUAUUCAAUGCGUUUAAAUAUAUUUUAAACUGGGAUUAAUACCUAAAUCUAUUUGUUUGUUAUUUGGAGUCUGAAACUUAAAGAGGCAGCAAUCACUAUGUUCGGGAAAGUAAUAGUGUACGAGUAUGUACUUUAUGGUCAUAAUUACGUUUAUUUGCUAACCUGCAUUUGAACCCAUUUUAUCAAGUGAAUGUAUACUAUGACAAUAUUAUCUGUAUAUUGUUCUGAAAUCUAAGCUUUUUUUAGUUUCAGACUGCCUCAUACUUGAUAAUGCAAUAUUUGACUAAAUACUGCCACAAUGUGCUUAGACCUAAAGUAAUCGUAAAGGGGGUGUUAACACUAAACGGAUUGUUGUGAUCAUCAACAAAGUAAAUAAAUAAGUACAUAAGAGUCCACCUACAUUUACUAGAUAUAGAGGUUGCAGUGAAUUAACGCUCCGUUUGUCGGCCGGAUGCAAUGGAGCGUUGAUUGCAUCAAUUUUCUAGUAGCGAGUCGAAUGGUUGUAUUGUGCCGCUUUGAUUGCAUUGUCUCAAAUAUCUAUAGUAUAUAUGGUAUCUGUCUCAAAUAAAGCAUCCCGAAAGGAAUCGAGUGCUACAAAAUAGACGUCCUAUAAUUCGUUUGGCCAUUACAUGCCAUUACAUACUAGUUUGUCGCUCGUGAUUAAACGGCUUGCCGUUAGUCUAGAUUUUUAGUGUCACUAUUGUAGCACUGGUAUUUUUAAUUAUUAUUUGGUUUAUAAUUAUUAUUUUUUUAUUUCCUUUUUUAUUAUUAUGAAAUGUCAAGACAUCAAAAAAUAUCUACCAUAGGUACUUGAUUGAUUCUGCGGUACAAAACUGUUUAAUGUAAUUUUUGUUUUAAUUUAAUUGACUUGUAUUAAUUUUAUUUAUCAGCUUUUAAAGUUUAUUUUAAUUGUGGUGUUGCCAGGAUUUGUAGGUAUUGUUAUAUUUUUGCGUCGUUAAAUGAUUAUUCUUAACGAAGUGUAAGAAGUUAUUAUAAUAGAUUGUAGAAUAAUCUUACGUUAUAAUAGUAUUUGUAGGUUUGUAUUGAAAUUGUAAUGAUUACUUUGUAACUUGUUACAUUGGUCGUUUGGCAACAUCAGAAGUCACUAGUUUUUUUUAACACCUUAGUACAAAUUAUUUCUAUAAAUUUUCAUCACAAUGAAUUUUAUUCUUUUUUUAAUUGUAUCUGUAAGAUGUACAUAUUAAUGUUAUUUAUUUGCCAUAUUUUUUGUCUCAACAUUAUACAAUUUCACGAACAUUAACUGUUCAGUAUUAAGUUCACAAUUAGGUACUCUAAUUUAAGUAUAUUGUGUUAUGUUUUCUCAGUGUAUGUUGUUUUUAAAGUAACAUCACAAUAAUUUGUUAAGAUUAUAUACCAAAAAGGAGGACGAAACAUUUCGCGCUUGGUUAUGCGCUCUAAAAUCUGUAAUGCUAUUAAGUUCAAGAGAAGGAAGAGUCUCAUAAUCAAUAACUUUAUACUAUAUUGAAGUGGAAGUCAUAGAUAUAAGUACUAAUUCUUAAGAUAAAAUAAUUUAGGUGCUCCUAUUGGGCGUACAGUGUACUAUGGUACAGCUGAAGUAGAUAAACGAACCAGGAAUUGUACCAACCAUAAUUUGUGCAGGAUCUUAUUUCUUCAACAAAAUUGUACAUUAUGUUAUGAUUUUUAUUUCUGGUCCGUUUAUCUACUGUUGCCACUGACAGUUCAAUAUCUUUUGAUUAAGAUUGUUAGACAACCUCAGUAUUAGUUACAAUUACGAUACCUAGAUGAUGGCUACAUUCAAAAUUAUAUUGACGAGUCUUGUGGUGUGCUAUGAAAGUUUAAAGGUGUUUCAGCAAGACCGGUAAAAACAAAUCACCGUAUGAGCUCUACAUAUUAUUAUUUGUAUUUUAAGUUUCAUUUGAUUAACUAGUCCAAACAGAAGUGUAAAAUAAGCGUUCAAAACAGUGUUAGACUUCUUACUGCAAGCCUGUCAUGAACGAAUGUUUAACGUUACAAAACAGAUUGAUCCUCAUUCAUAAGUCUCAAUCAUUUUUUACAUAAAAUAGACAUUGAUUGUAUUUUACAAAAAAUGUUCCAAAAUAACUAGACAAACAUAAGAGUUAACACAUUGCGAUUUAAAUUUGACGUAGAUAUAUAUUAUCGUCAGGUGACAACCAAAUCUAUCACACGUUGCCAUAAUUAACUAAGCUAGUACCAAAUUCAAAUUCAUAACCAAAAGGUUCAUUAUUGUUUUAUGUCUCUUACUUUUAGGGAAUAUUGGCAACCUGAUGAGUUAUAUAUAGUUUUUCUCAACUCGGGAGACGCGGCCACAACACCUUUACGCCAUUUAAGUGCACGUCGUAGCUACAGUCAGUGGCACGGGGUAUAUUUAAAUACGUAUCGCAUAGCUUCCGACAUAUAACAAAAUAAACGAAAAAUUAGACCUUUGGACCUCCUCUGGAUCACGGGCUGCAGCCAGGGACUUGAUGAUGUUCACCUCCUAACUAGUUCAAACACACUGACGAAAUUAGUUGAGUUCCAAGCAUUUCCUUUUCCUAUACUUUUUCGAUGCCUGCACUACAGGCAAUCGCUUACGUCCUAUUCCCCUCUCCUUACAUAAAAAAAUAAUCAAUAUUAUUACGUGUUCAAGAACUAAAAGUCGCGUUCUUAAAAGGUAGGUAUCCCUAAAUUGUUCAGUGAUAAAUUCAUUAUAUUUUUUUCUGUCUUUUAGGGAAUAAUUAGAAAUAAUUAUUUGAUAGCUUAUAAUUUGCUGGCAUAUCUUUUUUAUAAAGUAGGUGUAUCAAUAUAAUUUAGAGGGUACGUAAUAAUACUAUAAGGCGUUGUUGUAAGAGACUUUCACGCCAUAAGUUAGAUCAAUACGAAAACAUAGUGCUCAAAGAAAUUACCCUUAACCUUAAGAAGAAAGUAGGCGAACGAUUUUCAUAUAUAAACUUAGUCUCCAUUUCACAUUUGGAGUAUCCAAAUCUGGAAAAUAAUUAAAUAAAAUUUGAUAGAUAUACAUAUUUAGGCGCGCAAAAAAUACCUACGACGGAUAGGUAUCGUUAGAAACUAUAGUUUAAACAGCGAUUUGCACGUGGGCUCGUUAUACCAGUAGUGCCUAGAACUCGACCACGUACAAAUUUUACUUUGGUUUUCAAAACAUUUUUUUAAGUAAUUUUUGGGGGUUUGUCGUAUCAUUUCCUUCCUUUUCGUCUUUGGAACCUUAAUCAUAAAAGUUCUGGAGAUACGCAAUGAUGCAACUGGCCCUUUAAAAAAACCCUAAAAACGAUAAGACUGUCACUAUUGCAUAGAAAAACGGUCGUCCACUUUCUUCUCGAUGAGUGGUCCAAAAUGCUCAGUCGUUCAGAGAACGUCGACUGAUGAAAUGUGGUACAAGGUACGAUACAGAAUACAGAAUGCACUGCUUAUUUUCUGUCUAAUAGCACCACAACUGUAAGCACAAUCAAUGAAAAAAAAAUGCAAAAAUCGUCAAUAGUAUAUUGUUAACCAAGGGUAGAAAAGCACUCAUUUCAGUCGAGGUAGUUUUUUUACACUCUACUUUUCAUUACAAAUAGUAUUAGAACCCGAAUUAUAAUGGCUUACUUACCCAACAUAAUAAAAUUACGAGUAAACGCCGUGGAGGGUCGAGAGUAACUUUCAUUUCAUACUCGUACCACAACAAUUAUAAACAAUGAGACAAUGACACACUUUCAUUUCAAAUUAUAUUUGGUUACUUUUUACGUCAAAGUUGCGCUCUGUAUGAUUACGGGCACGAUUCAGUUUCUAGCCAGGAGUAAAUAGAUUUUUUAUCUAGUAUUUUAAACAUAUUAUAUAUGACAGCAGCGUAUUAUGUAAACAAAUGAAUUCUUGUAGCAAAUAUGAACAGUAGUCGUCGUCGUAGGUGUUAUAGUCACCUUGUAUCACUUCGUGACCUAUUUAUAAUAUUUCUAAGUAUAUCUAUAUGUAUUCAAACUUGUAUACAUCUAUUAUACUUGUUCUUACAGCUCCUUCAUGUUUGAAAUGUGGGCCAUUUGUAAUUCGAAAAUGUAAAUUAUUUGCAUCUAAUCACUAGUGCUCGAAAAUAUGUGAACACACACUAGUUUCUCUUGAUGGUUUAUCUUUAUUGCGGUGUACCUGACAGACUAAAAAAGUUUUUUAUUUACAUAGAAUCACAUACAUAUAUCCCUUCUCUUGAAAAUUGUUUUUGUUUUACAAUUGCGAUCUUGCACAUAAUAAUAUUCAAGAAUUCUGUUCUUGUGAAAGUUAAAUUUAGAUUAAUAGUAACCAUAAUAAACACCUAUCUCAAGUUAUAUGUACCAAUGAGAAGAUGUUCAAGUGACAAAAUAUUAUUCAGUAUGACAGUAAAAAUAUUAAGAUUUAAAUAUAAUUUUCCAUAAAAUACACAUAUAAGAAAUAAGUGUGUCAGGUAGCAAAAGAAAAAUAUACUGAAAAAAAAACAAAAGUCCUACAUAAUUCCUAGUCAACAUAAAUUCGACUACUUUCAAAGUACACUAAGUGUUAAGGGUAUACAAUGAUAAGAUUGAUAAGUAAGCGGUUACGUGACUAAUUUUAUUUAUUAAUGAAAUGAAUAAUUAUAAUAUAAGUUCUUUGUUUAUUGCACCACGUCAAGUCGCUGUGCUCCGUUGCUCUACUGAUAGACAUUCGGUUAUUCAUUUAGACGGCUUUAGGACCAAGGGUAGCUGGCUCCUAUUAAUUAGCAUAGGUAUUGUAUAUUUUAUAUAUGGGGUAUGUAAUCCAGAACUCGGCACAGGUUUUUUUAUAAUAAAUACCUACAUAGAUUAAAUGCUGGUAUUAUAAGUUGAAAUUGCUAGUCCUUCAUAUCUUAGUAUACAUUAUACCUAUUUGCACUAGGAUUAAUUCUGCAUCUGCAAUGACUUCCUAGUUUUCAGUGCAUAUAAUGCAGUUUUAAUACAUAUGAUACUAUCUAAGUAUCUCUGAUAUUGUCCUACUGCCGAUUUUGGAUUAAUGUGCCGUGUGUAACUAUAUGCAGGUAUAUUAAUGUAUAGACACAUAUGCCAUUAUAAGACGAAUGCCUUGCCUACGCCAAUUAAUAAUAAAGCUAACUUCGUCCUUGAACGAUAAUGUUUAAUCACUUAUCCAGUUGUCUUGUAGUAGGGCACUUAAAAUGUCUGUUUUGUUACAAUUUUCCGAAAUCAGAGGUAUCAAUUAUAUGAAUUGUUAACUGGGAAAAGUUGAAUUUUGCUAUUAUAAUAAUUAACUGUUAUCGAUAGCACUGUAGGACACAGCGGACACAAAUAUUUAGGUAUCAGUAUCAUUAAAAAGUCCUGCGCGAGACAUUAGACAUAUCUUAUAUUUCUAUUACAAUAAUAUGAAUGUAAUUAUGACCUGAGCUUGAUUUGAUUUACCUAUCAACAUCGUAUACCUUUUAUAUCUUAUUGAUUACAGUACCUACAAUCAUAAACAUAUAAUUAUGAUAUUUGUGGUCGCUUUGUUCGUACAAAUUAAUAUACUUAACGAUAAUCCGAGUAAGCCAACAGAGGCAUUUUAGUCUAAUUACUAUACUUGUAUUCUGAAUUGUUUCAUAUUUCCUAUUUGUGUUUUUGUUAUUAUUUGUUUAUCUUUAAAGGAAAAAUCUGAAAGUAACAGCCAAUUCACUAUAACAGUUAGCCCUGUGACGUAAACAGGUCACCAGUUGCAUCAUAUUUUAAUUUCUAGACACAUGUUUUAUAGGUUUACUCCUCUCGUGGUGAUAAUUAAUUGUGACUAACAUUCAAUGUAGUCUUUAAAAUUGCAACAAAUUUGAUGUGGUACUUAAUUUUUUUUGUAAAUAAAUACUUCUUUACAUCCUUUUUUAUUUUAUUUUGUUUUUUUUUUCAGAAACUUGCAUUUUCUAAGGAUUUUCGAGAUUAUAUUUUGCAGCAAAAUGUUUCUCAUAGUUGUUUUAACUCUACGUUUUACAAUGCUAAAAACGUAUUAUCCCAAAGUUCAAUGUCCCACGGCAAUCAGACGUUACUUUAUUAAAAAAGAAAAAAUAGUGUUAGUAAGUAUUUUUCUUCUUUGCCAGCAUCUUGCCACGGCUCAUGAGGGCCUUUGGCAACAAGUAAUAGGUAUGUACGUUUAGCAUACCUACUUGCGAGCGCAGCCCGGCGGCCAUUAUGUAACCUUGUGUUUGUGUGCCGGCACAUAAAACAUACUUUCUCCGUGUAACGAUCAGCUACUCACAUACAAGAGUCGGUAUACAGGGUGUCCCAGGCACCCCGUAUUCAUUUGAAUCUGACUGGUCGAAUAUUUUAUCCCAUACAUUUUAUUCAUAAGAAAAAUAGCGUCUGGCGGUCUCGGGAUCUUGCUGCUACAAGAAUUCCUUACUAUUACCUACUUGUUUUAUACACGAGCUUACAACUUAAAACACCAGGAAGGUAGCUGUACUGAACUUAACCUUCGAAUUUAUUAUUAUGUUGUCGAAUUGAUAUUAAUGUAUGUUAUUCCAGUGUGAAAUGGGAAUAGAUGUCCAAUUACGACUUAUUAAUGUUUAAUUACAUUUUGAAGACUGCGAUUUAUUUGAUAUUAAUAUUCAGGUAACCCUGUGUUAACAUAAGGUUUUAUAGUUAAUAAUUAUUCAAUUGUACACAAUUUAAUGUGAAGUCUCCUGUAUCUUUCGGUACUAUAUUGUAAUUUCUUGAUAUACUUAAGCUAUCUAAAACAAUGUCAAGGAUCGGUGUUUGCCCUGUGUGUCUUACCCUCUUUACUGUGAAUAAACAAGUUUCCUUAAACGAAA
This is a messenger RNA of Leguminivora glycinivorella, 9905 nucleotides long. RefSeq names its product cAMP-specific 3',5'-cyclic phosphodiesterase 4D-like. The transcript is spliced from 11 exons. NCBI's taxonomy places the organism in Eukaryota, Metazoa, Arthropoda, Insecta, Lepidoptera, Tortricidae. The record is from RefSeq and is a predicted model, not a curated record. Gene Ontology annotation, molecular function: 3',5'-cyclic-AMP phosphodiesterase activity. Bases 334 to 2799 code for a protein of 821 amino acids.